Megalopta genalis is the source of this 2464-nucleotide messenger RNA. RefSeq names its product motile sperm domain-containing protein 2. Lineage: Eukaryota; Metazoa; Arthropoda; Insecta; Hymenoptera; Halictidae. The record is from RefSeq and is a predicted model, not a curated record. Gene Ontology annotation, cellular component: endoplasmic reticulum-endosome membrane contact site; endomembrane system.
UACAAUCAAUACCGAAUAUUGAUAAAAACAAAAAAUGUAAAUUCUAAAAGCAUGUACCACCGAAGGAGGCAACUGCAUAAAUUAAAUUGUACAAUCUAAAGUCCGACUAGCAUGCGCGUCUCUCUACGCGCAGAUCUGGUGUCUGGAUAAACAAUUAUCGUCUGGCAAUCGUAUUGUAUAGUUCACUACCGGUCAAAGCUUCAUUUCCUCCAGCAGGUUACUCAAUGAUGGAAGUACGGCCGGAAUUAUUGACCGAAUUGAGUGAAAAGUUUUCCAAAAAAUUGUUGGACACAGGAAUCUCGGCUCCCGAUUUCUUUCAUCCCGCCGACAUUGCCAGAGUAGAGAAGAAAUCCUGGUUGAAAAGAUUUCUAGAACACAAUGAUUGUAAUGUGGACGAAGCACUUAAUAUGUUAUGGCAGACUUGCAUCUGGAGAAAAACAUUUGGAGCAAAUGAGCUCACAGAAGAUGUGGUCAAACGAGAAUACUUAGAGGAUGGAUUGUGUUUCAUUCACGGCCAUGACAGAGAUGGCAAAACAAUGUUUGUUAUUAGAUGUAAAUUGUACACAAAAAAAGGUAAAGACUAUGAGGAAUUACAAAAGGUUGUAGUGUACUGGUUUGAAAGAUUAGAAAGACAUACCAAUGGCGAUCAAAUAUCACUUUUCUUCGACAUGGCAGACACUGGCAUCUCGAAUUUGGAUAUGAACUUUAUCGAAUACAUGACUGGUCUUUGUAAAAAUUAUUAUCCGAAUUUUUUAAAUUAUAUCAUCAUAUUUGAAAUGCCAUGGAUAUUAGAAGCUGCUUUCAAAGUUAUCAAAUCGUGGUUACCACCUAAAGCAAUUCCGAAAAUUAAGUUUGUCCAAAAGAACAGUAUUCAAGAAUAUGUAAAUCAGAGUGACAUACUUAUCUCUUGGGGUGGUAGCAACGAUUAUACCUUUCAAUUUGUACCAGAAGCACAAACGAACGCGGAGGCUACAAUGAAUGGUAGACUUGACAACAAAAAGGUACAUUUUGCAGAAGGUUCUCCAUUAUUGGAGCAAUCUCCAAUUAGUUUCGGAGAACAGGGGGACGAAGAGGAGUUGUUGCUGUCUGUUGAACCAAAAACAAUCGCAUUCACGAAAACAGGAAAUGAGACAGCUGGAACAAUCACACUAAAAAAUAUAACAACUGACAAGCCUCUGUUUUAUAAGGUGAAAACUACGUCUCCUGAAAAAUUUAGGGUACGAUCGAGUUCAGGAGUUAUAUUGGCACAAACUAAACGGGUUAUUUCCGUUGUUUUGCAACCUGGAUACAAUUUACGAAAUCUUUUGCACAAUGAUAGAUUCUUAGUCAUGUGCCUUCCAUUGAAGGAUGCGAACACAUCCGCUCAAGAAAUAGCUGCACUUUGGAAGAGUGAAAUAAAGCCAGAGGAACAUAAAUUAAGAUGCUGCGACGGAGACGCUGAUAGUAAUGAUAAACUAAAACCUCAUUCUAUAUUGUCCGGAAUGUCCGAGAGCAGAACGAUGGACGCACUUUUCCAUAAUGUAGCACAAUUGAAAGAAAGUAACGCGAGACUUCGAAGCGACGUCACUUUCUUAAAAUACUCACAAUUAUUUUCUAUAAUAGUGACUAUUGUAAUGGCUAUGCUGGUUGUUUACGUUUUAAGGAUCGACAGUAAUAACGGGCCUAUGGAGCAAGACGACUGUCAUAUUCCCCAUAUAUAACUAGAUACGUGUUUGAGUUAUCUGUACAUGCAAUAGACAUAUUUUUAUUGUCCCGUAUUUAUGUUUACGAAGUGGUUGCAUUCGAUAGGCAUUCGUUCUUUUCUUUAUUCCUAGCUCAUGUGGUUUUUUUGUCUCUUCGAUAUCGUCGUUGUAAAAUGACGUAAAAUCUUUUUAAAUCCAUCAUUAUUGGUACACAAUAAGCAAUAAGUUGCUAUUAUUUUUAAUGAAUCUUUAUGUAUAAUAUAUUUAUCAGGAAGGAAGAUGUGUUAUUAUUACUAUAAAAAUAUAUGACUAAAUAGAAUUAUUUUUAUAACGUUUUACACAUGUUUCUAUAUGCUAUUCGUAUUCGGCAUAAAUUAUAUACAUACAGUGCUUUAUAUCGAUUCGUCAGGAAGAUUCAGAAAUUUAAUUUGCUUGUCGAUCAUUUGCGUUAUAUGCAAAUUAAACUCUCCAUUGUGAAAAACGUAUUAUGUAAUACACGAUAUAUUGUUUGUACGUUUUUUAUAUCUAUGUAGUAAUAUACAUAUGUUUCUGUUACAUCUAUAUACAAGGAUAAUAAACAUUAGCAUAGAUCAUACCAAAUUUGUAUUAAAACAACAAAGGAGACUUCUAUUAAGUCCUCUUUAUAUUACAUGCUAGGAUUAAUGUGUGUGUGUGUGUGAAUAGUUAAUUAUAUUUACACGUUUAUACUUUCUUAGUAAUGCCUUUAUAAAUUGUGUUACUACAAUAAAAUCUAUAUUUAUUAUAUAUUUACUAUAUUUACA